AUCAUAUGCAUAUCACAUUUUCAAUUAUUUAAUUUAAAGAAUAAACGUAUCCUAUAUAUCAACUGAAUCACGGUGAUACAAUGGCUAUCAUUAAAUAUUGUGUAUUAUCGCUCUUCUAUAUCUUUCCACGGUGGGACAGUAAUGUUUAAUGAUGUAUUGUAAGCCUUUACGAUAAAUAACGCUGGAUGACGUUUGUGAUCAUAUAACGUUUGUUUAUAUACUUUACCUCCACGAUAAUACAGCUCUGACACCAUCCAUCGUUUACAUCAGUUUAGCAGUGAAGUCAGAUAUCUACAUGUGAAAGAUCACCUUCAAUAGUUCAAAAAUGAAAUAUCUAAUUACAAAUGGUUAAUUUUAAAAUAGUUAUAAGCCUUUUAUAAGCAAGUAUAUGGUGCAUUUCUACAUGUGUAUCUUCUGAAACACUUUAAAUUAAUAAUUGGUAAUUUGUAAAUUAGUGCUUCAAGUUCUUUGAGUUAUGACUGGGUAGGAUGGUGUGGUAUUACUGGUCAGCGUUUACACAAUGAACGCCAGCCAAAACACACUAGAUUUGUUAGCUAGAUUUAUCUUCGUUUCUCGAAACAAUCAGGGAAAGGUGUUAAUAUUCAACAGAUGAUAUUUGUUUUCUAUGAUAAACAACCACUUUCUGGGGAAAAUCCUAAACAAAUGAGCUAGUAAACGAUAUACAUGUACCUGCAGCAAAUAUCAAUGAACUAUAUAUUUACAUUGAUAUACCAUUUCAUAAUUGCUCCAUUAACAUAAUGUACCACAUUACAAAUCUACAAAUGUGUAUCAAUUGAUCACCAUUUUAACGCAGAUAUUAUAGAAACAUGAAGAACAGAAUAUGCCGUCUUCCUCGGCGAGUUUCAGCGUUCUUUAUUUCCGGCUCGUUCAUCUCUUUCAUUGUUUUUAUUGCGUACAACGGAAAUGUACUUAAGAAUGGACUUACUUCAGUUAGCAAAGGUCCGAUAGGACAAAUCAUCAGUCUUGAUGACAGUGAAAUACGCAAUGAAGAACAUACGGUCAUUAUCGUAAAUAAUGUACCAAACAGGGUUCCCGAUAAAAAACAGAACAAUCGUUUAAAUAAUGCAGCAGACAGUAUUCGUAGUUCAAAACGGAUGGUAGUUAGAAAUAGCGUAGCCGACAAUAUUCUCGAUACAAAACAUGGGUAUCUCUUUAAUAAUGUAGCAGGCUAUAUUCGUAAUACAAAACGGACUAAUUUUAAAAAUAACAUAGCAGACAAUAUACCAGACGCAAGACAAAGACAUCUUACAAAUAUUGUACCAGGCCAUAUUGCUUUUACACAACAGAUCAACAUACUGAAAGAUGUACCAUACCUCAAUCGGAGUAAUAAACGUAACAAUGUCAUAAACAUUAAUCUUUCUUCAAAGAAGGGCCCUCUAAUUAGCAGCAAUUCCUGGUCAAGAUAUGAUCUAUUCAAAUACUCUCAACCUCUAGCCGGAAUACCCCAUACCCGACAUGGCCACAUCGACAUAGGAAAACCCAAAGAAAUAGAGAAAAUGCACCAUGCAAAGAAUCACACUAAUACAAUUGAUAUUCUCGGUAUGGCACAUACCAGGAGUGCUUUCAGAAUGCCGACAAAUCCUGUAGUACCUGGAGAAGCGAACCGACAAACAGUGGUGCUCCUCCUAUCAUACCUCCGCAGUGGGUCCACUCUAACCGCUGACAUUCUACAACAGGUUCCCGGGGUGUUCUACGCUUACGAACCGUUAAAACGUUACAUAGCAACACAUGCUGAAUAUAUUUCAUUGAAAGGAAUCUGUUCAAUGAAUAACUUAACUUGCAGGAAUCCUAAGCGUAACUCUGAGUUACCCCAACUAUAUAUAGAAGACAUAGUUCGAUUCUACGGCUGUGAUCUGGAACAUUUAGCGGGAUCAUUUUUGUGGAGUAAAACUAGCAAUUCUGUGAGGAUAUACAAAGACUGCACCCAAGCUACAUCUGAAUUCAAUGCGAACAAUCAGUUUUGCUUGAAACAGUGUUUUGAAUCAACAAGAUAUUUGAAAACCAUUCGUUUAUCAAUGGAUAUUGUAGAGAUUCUUAUGACAAUAAUUCCAAAACUGAAGGUAAUUCAUCUACUUCGUGAUCCACGCGGAAUGAUUGAAUCCAGGAAACGUGGAGGUUUUGUGGCAAGACUGAUGGAUUUGACAAAAGUUGCACAAUCUGUGUGUCGACGGUUUGAAAGGGACAUAGAAAUAGCCACUAAACUAAGACAGAUAUAUCCUGGGCGAGUGAAAACCGUCCUGUAUGAACAAAUCGCCGAGCAUCCAAAAUUAGCUUCCGCAAGUUUAUUCAAAUUCCUAGGAUUUACAGCUCCCACAAAUUUUGAUAUAUGGCUGCACAACCACACCGCUGCAGGAAUUACAGGAAAAUACUACGAAACAACCCGUUCCAAUUCCACGUUUACCGCUAACUCUUGGAGAUUGCGCAUGUCGUACGAAGACGUAAAUAAAGUUGAUAAUGAAUGUCCAAUCUUUUAUAACUAUACGGGAAUUUUGAAAGCUGAAUCUGAAAAAUCACUCAGGGAUUUGACUUUUCCAAUGCGCUUGCCUAGUACGGAAUUUGGGGAUUUUUUAUAAUUAAAAACUUGUAAUAUGUGUUGGAAAAAAUAAGUCUUAUAUUGGAAAAGUAACUGAAAAGCAUUAUGAAUAUAUUCAUUUCACAAAUUAUUUUUUUGUAAUUGUUAUGGAUUUUAAAUUCGUGUUAAUCGCAAACUGCGUGUCAAUUAAGAAACCAUAUAUUUAGGGUCAGUGCAAGAAUGCUGGGAACCAAAUUAUGAGGAAACUGAAACGACUUUUAGGUAAGCAUGACAUUACACGUAAUGGUCAUAUUAGUUCUAGGUAGUAAAUUACUUGAAUAGCGGGAAAAGUCUGUAAUUUUUGCUAUUGUGGUGAAUACAGAUUCUUGCGAACUUUUGGAAAUAUACCAAACGUUGAAUUAUUUUAACCCUGCCUACUCGCACAUCAGCCAGGAGAAAUUAAUUUUAAUGUUUAAUUCUUUUCGUUGACAAGUAAUGCCUUAGAAUAUAUGCAUGAACAAUUUUAAUUCCGUCCAUCUGACAAGCGAUACGCUCAACCUUUAGCUAUCACCUAUGGUGUUUUACUUUAGUUCGUCUUACUUACUUCUAACCAGAUCAAUGCUUUAUAUCACCCUUCCCUGAUAUAGACGUUUCAGCUAAUCCGUCAGAUCCAGAUCUUACUAUAACAUCAGAUAAGAUCACAAUAUAAUAUUAUAACAUAAUAUUGCAUUUAUAACAGUAUCGAGUUUCUAUUGCAUUACCCCAAUAAUUAAAAUUAAAAACUAAAUCGAUACUUCACGUCAUACACUGUCGGAUCAUAAUGAAUGCAAACAUCAACGUUAAUAUUUCAAUAGUGCAUAAAGAAAUAUCUUGCGAUUUUCCCGGAGGAGAGACGGACUAACCGAACAUGCUUCUGUAAAUGAGGUAACCGAGAGCGUUAUCACCUCUUAUUGAGUUAAUGGGGAAGGAUAUUCGUUUCGUGCUGUUGGAACAUCAAAUGUUACACUAGAGCAGAGCCCUUUCUCACCUCAUGGCUAUAUUGCUGAAAUGUUUGGAUACCGCCAGAUAUAUGCAUAGAAGUAAAUUUCGAGUUAUGCCACUGAGAGGCACGUAUUGCUUUAGUUUUGUAUUUGUUACCAUUUAUCAGUGUCACCGUAAAAAUAAAGUGAUUCUGUCAACCUA
Pecten maximus is the source of this 3715-nucleotide messenger RNA. Its product is annotated as carbohydrate sulfotransferase 5-like. The coding region runs from base 828 to 2594 and encodes 588 amino acids. The record is from RefSeq and is a predicted model, not a curated record. Gene Ontology annotation, molecular function: N-acetylglucosamine 6-O-sulfotransferase activity. Gene Ontology annotation, biological process: sulfur compound metabolic process; N-acetylglucosamine metabolic process. Lineage: Eukaryota; Metazoa; Mollusca; Bivalvia; Pectinida; Pectinidae. The transcript is spliced from 4 exons.